AUGAACGUGAGCCGAUCAGCUGUUCGUCCGGUAAUUGCGGUCCCCGUGGGUCCUACUGGUGGAGCUAACGAUAGACCACCAGUGAGAAUGAAGGAUAUUCAGGGGAUGCCAGGAACCACCGGCGGCCUCAUCCUCCGCUUCUCUCAGUUCGUCCCCGCUUUCAUCUCCCUCUCCGUCAUGCUCACCACCCCAGACGUCCACUCCACCGCACUCGGUGGUUUGGUUUUUGCGGUUAGUCUUCAAAGCAUGUGGAGUUUGUCUCUUUUUAUCAUCGAUGCUUAUGCUCUUUUGGUGGGAAGAAGUCUUCGGAAUCACUUGGUUGUUCAAUGUUUCGCACUUGGAGAUGGAAUCACAUGCAUACUUACGUUUGCAACUGCUUCUGCGUCUGCUGGCAUAACCAUACUCAUGAAGGAUCUUGAUAAAUGUGGUUGUAGUCAUUGUACCAGGUUCGAGACCGCUACAGCAAUGGCUUUCAUCAGCUGGUUUGCUGUGUCUCCUUCCUUCUUUCUCAACUUUUGGUCCUUAGCCACCCACUAA
Molecule: messenger RNA, 537 nt
Organism: Eruca vesicaria subsp. sativa (arugula)
Lineage: Eukaryota; Viridiplantae; Streptophyta; Magnoliopsida; Brassicales; Brassicaceae
Source: the annotation of a GenBank genome assembly